Penicillium vulpinum is the source of this 1416-nucleotide messenger RNA. RefSeq names its product putative cell surface receptor/MFS transporter (FLVCR). The record is from RefSeq and is a predicted model, not a curated record. Lineage: Eukaryota; Fungi; Ascomycota; Eurotiomycetes; Eurotiales; Aspergillaceae. Bases 1 to 1416 code for a protein of 471 amino acids. The transcript has 4 exons. Gene Ontology annotation, cellular component: membrane. Gene Ontology annotation, biological process: transmembrane transport. Gene Ontology annotation, molecular function: transmembrane transporter activity.
AUGUCGAAUUUUGGGCUCUCUCCAGAUACCGAGGGCUCUCGACCUAUCUACAAGGUCUAUAAGCGACGCUUCUGGGGGCUGGCCCAGCUGGUAUUGCUGAAUAUUGUCGUCAGUUGGGAUUGGUUGACCUUCUCGUCCAUCUCCACAACGGCCGCCGAGUACUUUGAUGUCUCGGAGAGCGCUAUUAAUUGGAUGAGCACUGGCUAUCUCUUCGCCUUCUGCGCUGUUAGCCCCGUCGUCAUCUGGAUCCUGAACAAAGGUGGCCCAAAACCAGCUAUAAUCACCACCGCCACACUCCUACUAGUCGGCAACUGGCUCAGAUAUGCCGGCACCAGAGCGAACGGCGGUAUAUUUGGGCUCGCAAUGUUCGGCCAGAUCCUAAUAGGGUUCGCGCAGCCCUUCUGCCUCUGCGCACCAACCCGAUACAGCGAGCUCUGGUUCUCAGACAAAGGCCGCACGAGCGCAACAGCCGUCGCCAGUCUCGCGAACCCACUCGGCGCAGCCCUAGGCCAGCUCAUCGACUCGGAGUGGGCGUCGCAACCCUCCGAAAUCCCAAAUAUGGUCCUAUACAUUUCGAUCAUUUCCACCGUUGCAUCAAUCCCAUCAUUUUUUCUCCCGGGAUCACCACCAACACCCGCAAGCGCAUCUUCCGAAAAGCCGUACGUGCCAUUAGGCGCAGAAGUGCGCAAACUAACCAGCACAUGGGAAUUUUGGCAGAUCUUUAUCCCGUUCUCUGUAUAUGUAGGAUUCUUCAAUAGCGUCUCCUCGCUGCUGAACCAAAUCCUCAGUCCGCACGGGUUCUCAGAAACAGAAGCAGGCAUUGCAGGAGCCAUUCUCAUCGUGGUGGGACUCGUCACGUCAGCAAUCGUGUCGCCAAUAACAGAUCGGUACAAGCACUACCUGGGCAGUAUUCGGGUGCUAGUACCUAUCAUGGCGGUCACGUAUAUCGGGCUGAUUUUCGCGCCGGGCAGUGCGGCGGGAAUCGCGCCUUCGUAUGUGGUUAUGGCUCUGCUGGGCGCGGCAUCGUUCUCAAUGCUGCCGAUUGCUCUAGAGUACCUUGCUGAGAUUACUUAUCCGCUCUCAUCGGAGAUUGGAAGUACCAUCUGCUGGACAGGUGGGCAGUUGCUUGGCGCGUGCUUUAUUCUUAUUCAGGAUGCGUUGAAGGCUGGGGCUGGGGCUGCGCCACCUUAUCAUAUGCGGAAUGCGUUGGUGUUUGCGGCUGUGGUUGCUGUUGUGGCUGCACCAUUUCCGUUGACGAUUGGGCUUUUUGGGAGGGUCGUUCAUCAUCGUAGAUUGAAUGUUGAUCGCGGUGUUGAGUUGCAGGAGGUUAGGGAAGCGGUUGGGACGGAUGAUAAUAUCAGGAAGGUUAGGUCUGAUGAAUCUGCUGUGGAUACUGAUACUUUGAUCAAGACCUGA